Austrofundulus limnaeus is the source of this 1734-nucleotide messenger RNA. RefSeq names its product family with sequence similarity 174 member B (gene fam174b). Bases 992 to 1405 code for a protein of 137 amino acids. The transcript has 3 exons. NCBI's taxonomy places the organism in Eukaryota, Metazoa, Chordata, Actinopteri, Cyprinodontiformes, Rivulidae. The record is from RefSeq and is a predicted model, not a curated record.
UGGGUCUGGGUUUGAAACGUUUCAUUAGAGAAGAACCCGUCCAGAAGACCUAUACAUUUUUUUUCUUUUUGAUUCAGAGGCAUCACUAACAUAGACCCCAAAAUCAAACCCUGAAACCAAUUUCUAGGGUCCACUGUUCAGUCAGUUUCUGAUUUAUGAUUAAAACAUAAUCACCAGUAAGCUCGUGUUACUUUUUAAUAUGCCAUAAUGGUACUUGGAGAGCUCAGUCUUUUCCAAGGUGGUACUCAUUAGAAAAAACUGAUAAASCACCGACUCACGGUCUAAAAAUGCAACAGUUAAAGUAAAGAAACAGUUAUGGUUAGCAAAAAAUAGAAAAAAUGUUCUGCAAUUUGAACACGUGAUUUUGAAUGGAUUACAAUAACCUGAAGAUUUCAUGACUACAAUAAAUGAAACUACGUACAGAGCGGGUUAACUUCAAAGACAGUCCGUGUUUAGGGCUAUUGGUUGACUUUUAUUAUUGUGUUAUUUGUAUGACUYUUAUGGUAUUUCUUCUGUAGAUUGUUUUAUUUUUAAGUGAUUUUAGCUUUACUGUUAUGUUGCGUUCCAUCAAAACCCCGAACCAAACAUUAGCUUAUAAAAUAAGCAACCGAAACCGCCGACAUCCUGCUUCUUGUGGCUGAAAAUGAUCAGGAGUUGGGAUGUCCGUGAGUGCCUUGAAGGCAGCAUUCGGCUAAUCCAGCUCCUCGGGAACAGAGGGGCUUCCGGAGGCGGAUAAUCCUCAUCUCUGCGGUCAGGAAGGGACAACACUCACCUACAGGGAGUAACACUUUCUGGAAGCUCAUGUCAUCCUUAACAGAAGCUUGGAUGAGCAGGAAAAAAAAUGGACAAUUGUUGCGUUUUUGUGUAAAUAAGAAUUGAAACGUCUGACACCUUGUGUGAUGUGACAGCUGUUCGUGUCGUUGGACCGUCUCGUGUGAAAACUAAAACCCAACAAAGUCGUCUUUUAUUUUGUCGUUUGUGCACCGCGGUGAUGGCGGUGACAGCCAGUCUGGUUUUAACUUUUCUCUCCGCGUCUUUGUGGCGGAUCGGCGGCGAGCCGCUGACCCCUCCGUCCGCGACGACGCAGCUGAAUUCGACGUCCAGCAUCAUCGCCGCGGUCAACCCGGAGGGCACGAGGAACAGAACCGACACCGCCGCCGCCCGGAUCUCCCCGCUGAUGGCGCAUCUGCCCGCUCUGAAGAACAUCGUCAUCUUCAUCUUCGUGCUGACCGCCGCUCUCAUCACCUGUCUGGUCAUCAAGGUGGUCAGAUCUGGCAGGAGAAUCAGGAAAACACGAAAAUAUGACAUCAUAACUACGCCGGCGGAGCGCGUUGAGAUGGCCCCUCURAACGAGGAAAACGAUGACGAGGACGAUUCAACGCUCUUUGACAUCAAAUACAGGUGAACGCCGGCGCCGCCGUCUGGAGCUCCUCGCCACACAUCGAGUGGCUUUUCUGUAUUUUCACGUCAGAGUCCCGUCACGUCACGUCAGCGGCCCGUGGCGCUGCUCGUCCGUGGCUUUAAUCUGGAUUAAAACAAUUCAGAUCUAAUGCUCCUAAGAUGAAGAGGCUUCAUUCAGUUCAGAUGUUCAUAAACUUUAUUUUUAACWAAAUCAAAUCUCAUAUUAAUACUAACCACUUUAUUGUGCACAUACACUGUUUAAAGGCACAGUGUGUAGGAUUUGUUGUUUUCAGCGACAUCUAGUGGUUGAAUCAUCCUCCCUGGUCCUCCCCC